AUCUUCCUUUUACCUAUCUUUUUAUUAUAAUAUGUACAAUAGCAAAAGAAGUGGUAUAUUAACAAUUCAACGUGCACAAUAUAAUAACUGGUGUAAUAAUAGAAAAUUAUCAGCGUCUAAUGUAGUUACUUCAACACCACCUAUCCAUAGAGACAACAAUCUUCGUUCGUUUCCGUUACCACCAGAGCUUUUAUUAGAAGUAUUUGCUUAUUUAACUGAUUGUCAACCUGCUCUUCAUUCCGCAUCUCUUGUCUGUACACAAUGGAUGUAUUGUGCUGCUCCCAUUCUAUAUUCUCAUCCCAAGAUUAACGAUACUUACCGUUGGGCGACAUUUAUAUUAACACUCACCAGAGACCGCAUGUCCUUUUUUUAUGGUGAUCUCAUUCGUUCUCUCGACUUGUCUUCGGGAAAGUCCAUUGAGGCUAUGAAGGACCAGGAGUUCUAUAGACGUCUAUCCAAUUCAAAUGAUGAUCAACUCCAGCAACAAAGAAUUACUCUUGUCAACAAUAUUUCAGACAGAAGAUCAAGGCUCAACUUAAAUGUACGUGAUAAUGGCUCUAUUAGAUUCCAGCAAGAACAACAAGAUUAUUUAAUGAAGGGGCUCCCCUUUAUUAUUGUCUCGACUUCUUCCCUUGUACAAAUGUCUCAUACCUGUGGAAAUAUUACCUCAUUAAAUUUAUCCUACACAAGUCUGUUGUAUGAUUACUUAGUUGCUGAAACGGGUGAAUACUUGUCAACUUUACAACGUUAUGCAGUUCAGCCUGGUUUAACUCAUAUUCAGAUACCGAUCGAACAAGCGAUACAAUCUAUUGGUAAAGAGUGUCUACAGUUACAACAAGUGAAAAUCCAAAGAUGUGAAUGGGUCACUGCUCAUGUUAUAUGGAUGUUUGUUUAUCACUGUCCCAAUCUAAAAAAACUGGAUGCAAGAAGGUCAACAAAAUGUACUGUGAAAAGAUUAAUUGCCAAUGUAUUAGAAGAUACUUCUCAUCCUAUACCAAAUCCAACAGUGGGAGAUAAUAACGGUAGCGACUCUUCUGUUGAAUUUCCUUCAUCUUCAUCGUCGUCAACAAUGGAUUAUAAUAGUAUCUUUAACGAGAAUUCCAAUCAAGAAGAAGAAGAAGAAGAGGAAGACGUUGAUGAUGAUAAUCUCACUGUUCAUUUUAGGUUGAACGAAGAAACAGGUCUCUAUGAGCAGCUUGAAAUUCCCAAUGAAUCAAGAAUGACACUUGUUAGACAACAUACUGAAGAACCAGAAGAAAGUAAUGACGCAUUUUGGCUUAUGCCUUUUCCCACCGCUGCGGAUGAAAUGCAUCCGAUUGGAUUGAGACCACCCUCACCACCUAACCUAACCUCAACAGGGAACAACAAAUCCCUCAAAAAUAUUGUAUAUGACAUUUUAUCUGAUGCUAAAGAAUCUGGCGCGAGCGAUUUACACUGGCUACAAGAUUAUUAAAUUUCACUUAUAUCCUCAAUGUAUAUAUCCUUUCUGCAUGUAUCCCAAAUAAUAAUAAAAAAAAACACUUAGUAACUUACA
Molecule: messenger RNA, 1534 nt
Organism: Mucor mucedo
Lineage: Eukaryota; Fungi; Mucoromycota; Mucoromycetes; Mucorales; Mucoraceae
Exons: 3
Coding region: 32-1453 (473 amino acids)
Molecular function (GO): protein binding
Source: RefSeq, a predicted model, not a curated record